UUGAGAAGAGAUACGCCGCUGUCAGGCCAAAUCGAAUGCUCGUGUCAUCGUUCUCUCGCUAUAACAGUAAACGACCUUUCGAUGAACUCUCCAGCGGUUUGGUGGGUAAAAGAAGCGGUGACACCUUUGAUGAAAUCUCCAGCGGGUUUGUUGGGAAAAGGAGACCUUUCGAUGAAAUUGGAAGCGGUUUUGUAGGAAAGCGACCAUUCGAUGAAGUCGGAAGCGGUUUUAUAGGGAAACGACCAUUCGAUGAAAUCGGAAGUGGUUUUGUAGGCAAGCGACCAUUUGAUGAAGUUGGAAGUGGUUUUAUAGGAAAACGACCAUUUGACGAAAUAGGCAGUGGUUUUGUUGGAAAACGACCAUUUGAUGAGAUUGGAAGUGGUUUUGUGGGGAAGAGACCGUUUGACGAAAUAGGAAGUGGUUUUGUGGGGAAAAGGCGGCCAUUUGACGAAAUUGGAAGUGGUUUUGUAGGAAAGAGGCGGCCCUUUGACGAAAUUGGAAGUGGUUUUGUAGGAAAGAGGCGGCCAUUUGACGAAAUUGGAAGUGGUUUUGUUGGGAAAAGACCAUUUGAUGAAAUUGGCGCCGGUUUUAUAGGGAAAAGACGCCCAUUCGAUGAAAUCGGAAGUGGCUUUGUAGGAAAACGAUCUUUUGAUGAAAUUGGAAGUGGAUUUAUAGGUAAAAGGCGACCAUUCGAUGAAAUUGGCAGCGGUUUUAUUGGGAAACGGCGACCUUUCGAUGAAAUUGGCAGUGGUUUUAUUGGGAAACGGCGACCAUUUGAUGAAAUCGGAAGUGGCUUUGUGGGAAAACGACCAUUCGAUGAAAUCGGAAGUGGCUUCGUAGGAAAACGACCAUUCGAUGAAAUCGGAAGUGGCUUCGUAGGAAAACGACCAUUUGAUGAAAUCGGAAGUGGUUUUAUAGGAAAGAGACCUUUUGAUGAAGUGGGAAGUGGAUUCAUCGGGAAACGAUCUGUCUCCAACGCGGUAAAUGCACACAGCAAGGAGAAUUCUCAAGCAAAGGAAUUCAAAAGCGUUUAA
Messenger RNA from Candidula unifasciata, 1034 nucleotides. The record is from the annotation of a GenBank genome assembly. Lineage: Eukaryota; Metazoa; Mollusca; Gastropoda; Stylommatophora; Geomitridae.